This is a messenger RNA of Callorhinus ursinus (northern fur seal), 682 nucleotides long. Its product is annotated as securin-like. Gene Ontology annotation, cellular component: nucleus; cytoplasm. NCBI's taxonomy places the organism in Eukaryota, Metazoa, Chordata, Mammalia, Carnivora, Otariidae. Gene Ontology annotation, biological process: homologous chromosome segregation; chromosome organization. The record is from RefSeq and is a predicted model, not a curated record.
GACGCUAGUCCAGAAUGGCUACCCUGAUUUUUGUUGAUAAGGGAAAUGGAGAACCAGGCACCCGUGUGGCUCCCAAGGACGGGCUAAAGCCGGGGUCUAGGCCUCUAGUCAAAGCUUUAGAUGGGAGAUCUCAGGUUUCAACACCACAUGUAGGCAAAAUGUUUGAUGCUCAAGCAGUCUUACCUAAAGUUGCCAGAAAGUCUUUGGGAACUGUCAACAGAGCCACAGAAAACUCAGUAAAGACUAAUGGAUCUCUCAAACAGAAGCAGCCGACCUUCUCUGCCAAAAAGGUGACUGAGAAGACUAUCAAAGCAAAAAGCUCUGUUCCUGCCUCGGAUGACACCUAUCCAGAAAUAGAAAAAUUAUUUCCCUUCAAUCCUUUAGAUUUUGAGAGUUUUGACCUGCCUGAAGAGCACCAGAUUGCACGCCUCCCCUUGAGUGGAGUGCCUCUCAUGAUCCUUGAUGAGGAGACGGAACUCGAGAAGCUGUUGCACCUGGGCCCCCCUUCACCUCUGAAGAUGCCCUCUCCACCAUGGGAGUCGAAUCUGUUGCAGUCUCCAAGCAUUCUGUCGACCCUGGAUGUUGAAUUGCCACCUAUUUGCUAUGACUUAGAUAUUUAAAUUUCUUAGCACUCAGUAGUUUGUGUGUAUGUUUUGUAUUAAUAAAGCAAUUCCUUAACAGA